Molecule: messenger RNA, 6333 nt
Organism: Aplysia californica (California sea hare)
Lineage: Eukaryota; Metazoa; Mollusca; Gastropoda; Aplysiida; Aplysiidae
Product: phosphoenolpyruvate carboxykinase, cytosolic [GTP]
Exons: 9
Coding region: 727-2706 (659 amino acids)
Biological process (GO): hepatocyte differentiation; cellular response to insulin stimulus; gluconeogenesis
Cellular component (GO): mitochondrion; cytosol
Molecular function (GO): phosphoenolpyruvate carboxykinase (GTP) activity; GTP binding; manganese ion binding
Source: RefSeq, a predicted model, not a curated record
CCCCCCCUUUGUUUCCCACUGCUCAUUCAAAUGCACAUACUACGACAUGUAGACACAAUUAUUAAGCCACCACAGCAAACAAGAGCAGACACACAAUUCCGAGCAUGUGUAUUUCUCUCAGCUUGCAAAUAAUAAUAAAAACAGCAUCCAAGCGUCGGAUAUAGACUACUAACAGACCUGUGUCUUCAAACAUCGGUUGAUAAAAAUCAACGACGGCAGCUCCAAAACGCCCUCCGUAAUUACGACUUGGAAAAGGGAAUUCUCGUCAGAUCAGCUGAUCGAUGUUGACCUAUUUACUGGAGCCAAUCAAAAUCCUCAAAAUAUGGCCUACUUUUUUGAUCCCCCUCGGUAGAUUCCGUCGGGCAACGGAAAGUUCUAACCUAAGAACAAGCAUAUACAUCCGAGGCAUCAAAUAGUUUUGCAGUUUUCAAUCAUUUCAAUACAAUGAAUUCUUUGGAAUCUCAAAUAAAUAUAUUCAAUAAAAUAAAAACUAGUAAUUGAAAUUAAAUAUACCUUUACAUCUUUUUGCAAAGUGAAAAUCGAGUGAUAUUCUGACGCGGAUUAAUAUUUUAGCUGGCCUAGAUUUGUGUAGUUAUUUUGAGGCCAACGUGACGACUCGCCGGUACUAGCACUACUAGAUCUAGCGUGUGUUCACGUCUCAGGGCUGCAUCUCUGCUCCAACGCUUCUUCAUGUCUACUUAAACUUGUGCUUCUACACACGUCAAUAUGGUUUGGAUAACAAGAUUAGCAAGCAUAUCCUCAAGGAUCUUGAGAAAUUCUCCUCCCCUGAAAAGGUUGAAUCUCAGACAAGCAGCUCCCCUUUGCUCUGCCUUGACGGGCCAACAGAACCGGGAGUACAGAGUUAUCUACGGAGACACCAGUAAACUACCGAACAAAGUUCGCCAUUAUGUUGAAGAGAACGUCCGACUUUGCAAACCAGAUACCGUCCACAUUUGCGAUGGCUCCGACAGAGAGAUUGAGCUGCUGAACUACAUACUCCAAAAAGAUGGGAUCUUGAAGGCUCUGCCAAAAUAUGAAAAUUGUUGGCUGGCAAGGACUGACCCUGCUGAUGUGGCUCGGGUCGAACGGCUGACCUUCAUCUCCACAGAACUUCAGCGUGACACGGUCACUACGCCCAAAUAUGGGGCCAAGUCACAGCUGGGGAACUGGAUGGACCCGGAAGACAUUGAUAACGAACUGAACAUGCGUUUUCCUGACUGCAUGAAGGGACGCACCAUGUUUGUGAUCCCGUUCAGCAUGGGCCCCGUGGGUUCCCCGUUCUCCAAGAUCGGCAUCCAGCUGACGGACUCGGCCUAUGUGGUGGCCAGCAUGCGCAUCAUGACCCGCAUGGGCAGCCGUGUGUUGGAGACGCUUGGCGAAGGGAACUUCAUCAAGUGUCUGCACUCAGUUGGCCGACCUCUGCCACUCACAUCACCCCUGCACAACAACUGGCCGUGCUCCCCGAAGAACACGCUGAUCGCUCACCUGCCCGAGAGGAAUGAAAUCUGCUCCUUCGGCAGCGGCUACGGGGGAAACUCGCUGCUGGGGAAGAAAUGUUUCGCUCUCCGCAUCGGAUCUAUUCUUGGUCAGCGUGAGGGCUGGCUGGCAGAACACAUGUUGAUUUUGGGCAUUGAGAACAAAACGACGGGAGAGAAGCGAUACAUUGCUGCGGCGUUCCCCAGCGCGUGCGGCAAGACCAACCUGGCCAUGAUGACGCCGUCCCUGGACAACUACAAGAUCACGUGUGUGGGCGACGACAUCGCUUGGAUGAGGUUUGAUGAUGCGGGACGUUUGAGAGCCAUCAACCCGGAGGCUGGAUUCUUCGGAGUGGCGCCUGGUACCUCAUCAAAGACGAACCCUAUUGCCAUGGACACCAUCAAGUCUAACACUGUCUUCACCAACGUGGCAGAGACCAGCGAUGGAGGUGUCUUCUGGGAAGGUCUGGAGAAAGAGAUGGACAACGGUGUGAAGAUCAAGUCGUGGCUGGGAGAUGAGGACUGGAAGAAAGACGAGACCGACAGACCGGCCGCACAUCCCAACUCUAGGUUUUGCACACCAGCCUCUCAGUGCCCGAUCAUGGACCCUGCCUGGGAAGACCCAGAAGGUGUCCCGAUCGACGCCAUCAUCUUCGGAGGACGUCGGCCGACCGGCGUGCCGCUAGUGUAUGAGGCCUUCAACUGGGAGCACGGCGUGUUUGUGGGGGCGGCCAUGCGCUCUGAGUCGACUGCUGCCGCUGAGCACAAAGCCAAACAAAUUAUGCACGACCCGUUCGCCAUGAGACCAUUCUUUGGCUACAACUUCGGCGAUUACCUCAAGCACUGGCUCAGCUUCGGCCAGAAGGAGAACGUGGUUCUGCCCAAAAUCUUCCACGUCAACUGGUUCAGGAAAGGCCCGCAGAACAACUUCCUGUGGCCAGGAUUUGGCGAGAACGCCCGUGUGUUGGACUGGGUGGUGCGCAGGUGUAACAACGAGGACAUUGCCAAGCGGACACCCAUCGGCAUGGUGCCCAAGUUCGACUCGCUGAAUCUGGAGGGUCUGGACGAGCCGGUGGACCUGGAGGCCUUGUUCAGCCUGCCCCGGGACUUCUGGGAGAACGAGGUGAACGCCAUCUACAAGUACUUCGACGAGCAGGUCAAUGAGGACCUGCCCAAGGAGAUCAUGAAUCAGCUCAAGGAGCUGGAGAGCCGGGUGCAGGGCGAGCUGUAAUUACCGUGACCUCUUAGGUGGGGGUCACUGUGAGGUUGUGGUCAUCGCUUGUGAGUCCCAAAAGGGGUCAAGACCAUUUGUGGGUUCAAGACUAAGAGGUGUCAUGUCCUCUUGGGGUGUCUUAGGUGGUCGUGACCUCCAGUUUCACGAAGAGGGAUCAAAUCAAACGCAGUGCGCUUGUCAGGCCUCUCUUUGGUGGUUUGAGAUUUAAUCUGUUGUCGUAACGGAAAUGUGGGACAAUCGGAGGAGGGAGGGUUACUUUAUGUUGUAACGGCAUGGGCUGUUGGAUUAAUCAUUGACAUGCAGACAGGCAUCUGUCAUUUGACAUACUAUUUUACCCAUUUCAUUGACAUUACACUUUUUUUUUUUUUUUUUGCAUGUAAUAUAUAUAUAUUUUUUUAAUUUGACUGUUCAUUUUGUUGUAAAUUAGUGGGAUUAAGAUCUCUCAUCCUCUCUCCCCACUCCCCCCCCCCCCCCCCCCCCCAAUGGAUUUUGGCUAUGACCACAAAACCUAUUCUGUCAUACAGAAUAUAAGAUUAUAUAAAUUCAAUGAUUGUGUUGAAUAUUGUGAAACCAUAAAUGAUUUUUACCUGCCAACACAAAGUUUUUGUAAAAAAUGUAAAUUUUUGUUGUUGUUUGUUUGUUUUAAUGAAUGACAUAACAAUUUCUAAAUUAAAAAACAUUGCAAUUAAUACUGAUGAUGAAGCAAUCAAAGCUCUCGUGUUUCCGUUGUGUUUAGGAUUAAGUAGUCACUUACCUGUCGUAUGUGUGCAUUGUGCAUAUAUGUGGGUGUGUUAAAGAGACAGAUGGUUCAUUGUUAUGGUUUAAAAGGUAGAUUGUACAUCAUUGUGAUGAGUAUGUGUGUGAGUUGUCUGAAGGUGCAACAUAAUCCUCAUUGCAUAUGUGCGUGUGUGUUGGAAGGGAAGCCGUAUAUUGUGUCUGUCUGGCUGGGUUGAAAAGAAAACAGUACAUCACUGUGUAUGUUUGAAUAUGCUAAAAGGUUGAGUGUGUGCGAUAAGACAGACAGUAAUAAUUCAUGGUGUCAUAUUCCUGUACUUACAUUACGUUGUGUCUAUGUGCUCAGACCUCCAAUUCCUGGGGCGUAGGGCGGCCGUUUUAUGUAAAAUGUGAGACGACCUGACAAAAUGAGCAACUUCUCACAAUCUACGAAUACAGAUGUCGGCUUGAAAAUCGUCACAUCAAAUUUGUAAAUUUUCAACUGGUGCCAUUUACUUCAAGUUUAAUUAAUAUGUCUUUUAUCAUUUCAUACUUAUAAAUUGUACAAACAAACCUACCUAUGGAUUUGACAUAUCUGUCUGGCUCAUAGGGAUAAAAUCCGAGCAGUAACUCAUUUUGUCAGGACCCCUCUCAAAUGUGUUCUAUGAAGUUGUGGAAGUUGAUAAAAAGUAUACACACUUGAUGCGUUUAUAUAUCUAUAUAUAAAUCUACCUGCAGAAUGAUCUGUGAUACGAUAUACUUAUAUACCAACUACUAUACUGCACUUGGAGUUUUUUACCUCGUGUUCAAAAUGAAAAGCAGCUAAUUGUUGUGUCUAUUGUGUUGUCAGAUGCUCUAGUUACCAAAGCCUUAUAGGGAGAUGUUAACACAUGUUUCAGUUUGAUACAUACAUAUAUACCUCUGUACCUCUGAGCUUUGGGGUUUACUUUUUAUAGACCAAAGAAAUCUCCAUCCCCCCACUCUCCCACCUUUUAAAAAAAAGCUUUUUAAAUACAGAAGCAUCAGCAUAAAGCCUUUUAGGAGUUUGAUUUGAUCAAGUUUCUCUCGAUGUUUGCGUAGUUACCAUUGUCUUAGCUGCUUCUUUUAGUUUGUCCUACUUAAGCGUUAGCCUAUCAGUGUAACUGGUAAAGCUUUAUACUUUUUUUUGGAUGUGGUAGUUUUAAGUUGUGUGUGUGCAUUGAAAAAGUUUGCGUUUUUGUGGGUGUGUUUGUGCAGAGAGACCUAUGGUAGAAGUUUGCAUUGUUGUGGGUGUGUUUGUGCGGAGAGAUAGAGGGUAGAAGUUUGCAUUGUGUGGAAGAUUAUGUGGGGUGAGUUUUCACCAUUUGUACUUACAAAGUGAGCAUUCCAUUUUGAUUGUGUCGAAUUCUUUCCCUCGGUUGUUUACUUUAUGUGUUGUGUCAAGCUCAGGUUGAUGUGUUCCAAAAUACGAUGCACUUUUUUAUGAACAGCAUGACACACUCUUGGUGUGUUUUGUGUUUGUUUUAUGUACUAGGUGUGUUCCUUCUGUGUGUUUUUAAAGCAUUGCUUUUCCAAAAAUUAGUUUUAUCUUCAGCUUGAAUGUUAUACAACAUGUGUAAAUGUGAGGAUACAGUUGGGGUGUGGCUCCGUUUGUGGCUGUGUAUUCGUAUGCCUGACUGUACUGUGUGUGUGCGUAAAAGUCCAACAUCUUGUUUAUCGGUAAGUCUUGUAUCUUUGUCUCGGCUAGCGGCCUAUAUGACUGCUCCAGGAAGUGAGUUUUUAUCUCUCUACCGCCUGGAUGCACGAUGUUUGUGUGUCGUUUUGCCUGUAUCUGCUUCUCAGUAUCGUAUGUCAUUGAUUGCGUAUGUUUCUCCCAGAUGCCAUCUUUGAUCUGAAAAGAAAAACCAACACAAGCACAGUGCUACAUUGUUCACCUCAUUUCAGUCACAAUUAUAUUUUGUGUAGCAGUGCGACUAAAUGAGUCACUCGACGCAUUUUGACAAUAUAGCACUCUGGGCAUAAAAAAUCUGUUCUAACCUUACACAAGUGGGUGAUAGCAGCUUAAGUCUCGCUGCUUUUGUUCCAAAGUUCAAAUCGCUGGAAGUUAGGGACUGAAAAACAUGGACCUUGGUAAAGACGAAGUUAAGCCCAAUAUCUGGAAAUGGCUGAGUGCAGCAAAUGAUUCAUUUUGUCACAUUGCUACGCAUUUUUGUUUUCUUUUGUUCUCCUCGUUCUUGCCAUCAAUGACCACAACUCAUAUAUAUAUCAUCGGGUAUGUUAUACCAAUGUCUCGUAUUUCUGUACUAAUUUCUCAGCCCAUUUCUCAAUGUUUCAAUGCCUGAUUUACGCAGUGUGUCCGCGUUCCUGUCAGUUUUGUAUAUCGUCACCAUCGCUAGAAAAAUUAUUCCACUGCCUAUGGUUUAGUGGUUAAAUGCUUGGCUGUCGCAUGCAGGAAUCCCAAGUGGAGAGAAAUUUUUAUCUAGUAUUUCAGUUUUCUGAUGGGAUUUGUAUCCCUCUCAGCCCCAGGUUGGCCCUGUCAGGCAGAGUCAGAAGCCCGUCUCCUACAUGGAUCUAAAUUGUGUCAAUGGGGGCGAUAAAACGCUUACUAUUUAAAAAAUAUUUGAGUUUGAAUCCUCACUUUUCUGGUGAUGGUGAUGAUAUUUGUCUUUGUCGUUUGUGUGUUACGAUGGCACAAGUUAUGCAAGGUGGGAGGAGAUGGAUCAAAGUGUUCAAUUUCUGGGUUCACGUUUUUAAUUUCCGCUUCAGGUAUAUUUGCUCAUUUAUUGGCGUUUUCAUGGCCAUUUUCCACAAUUGUCAUUUUUUCAUCCUUCACACACCACUGGGUCAUUCAUACUGGUAUUGGCUAAUAAUGCUAGAAAAAAACACAAUGAUUAUCAUAAAAUUAAAAAUAAAAGAUACUGAUAUGAUGUA